UGCGGGGCCACCGGCAGCGGAGGAACCUUCCCGCCACUGCGCUGGGUGACCAGAACCGCAGCCAGGCGCAUGACUGAAAGCGCUGGGGCGCACCCCGCCUGGCCGCAGAGCAAACCCAGAAAGGAGGCGGUGUGCAGCUCGAGACUUCCUAAAUGGACGUGCAGUGGCGUGGCCGCUGACUGCGCCUCGCCUUCCCGCCCGUCCGCAGCAGCCACAGAAGCAACCCGCACGGGCGGCAGGGCUCCAAGCCACCCCCGCCUCCGGCCCCACCCAGCCGCACCCGAGGCCGCGCGGUGUCACAAAGCGCAUGCGUGCCGCGGGGGAUGCCGGGAGCGCGCAGUGGCGGCAGCGGUGGCGACGGCAGUCACAGCGGCAGCAACAGUGGGGACGCGAGCGGGGCGGUGACCGUGUGGGAGGUGGUCUCACUCUUGGCGAAGCUGCUAGGCACCGUCGCCGCGCUGAAGGUGGUUCUGUACCUGCUCCGGGUGUGCUUAGCGAUGGCCUGGAAAUCCGGCGGCGCCAGCCACUCGGAGCUAAUCCACAAUCUCCGCAAAAAUGGAAUCAUCAAGACAGAUAAAGUGUUUGAAGUAAUGCUGGCUACCGACCGCUCCCACUAUGCAAAAUGUAACCCUUAUAUGGAUUCUCCACAAUCAAUAGGUUUCCAGGCGACAAUCAGCGCUCCACACAUGCAUGCAUAUGCCCUAGAACUUCUGUAUGAUCAACUGCAUGAAGGAGCUAAAGCCCUUGAUGUGGGAUCUGGAAGUGGAAUCCUUACUGCAUGUUUUGCACGCAUGGUUGGACCUAGUGGAAGAGUCGUAGGAAUUGACCACAUUAAAGAGCUAGUAGACGACUCAAUAAAUAACGUCAGAAAGGACGACCCAAUGCUUUUGUCUUCAGGGAGAGUGCAGCUGGUUGUGGGGGACGGGAGAAUGGGCUAUGCCGAAGAAGCCCCUUACGACGCUAUCCACGUAGGCGCUGCGGCCCCGGUUGUGCCCCAAGCACUAAUAGACCAGCUAAAGCCUGGUGGAAGAUUGAUAUUGCCCGUCGGUCCUGCAGGUGGAAAUCAGAUGCUGGAGCAGUAUGACAAGCUACAAGAUGGCAGUGUCAAAAUGAAACCGCUGAUGGGAGUGAUAUACGUGCCUUUAACAGAUAAAGAAAAGCAGUGGUCCAGGAUUUCCAGUACUAUGUUGAAUAAAAGUGGCAAGAGUGGGCAUCCUUGUCUUGUUCCUGAUCUUAGAGGAAAAGCUUUCAGCUUUUCACCGUUGAGUAUGAUGUUAGCUGUGGGCUUGUCAUAUGUGGCCUUUAUUAUGUUGAGGGACGAACUGUAAAAGCAACGUCAGCUUGACCAGUAUAUAAUAUUACAGUGGAUUGCUCAUCUCAGUCCUCAGAGCUUUUGAAAACCAACAGCAUCACAGCUUGUUUUGGACUUUGUUACACUAUUAUUUUCAGCAUGAAAAUGUGUGGUUUCAUAGGGUUUUUAAUUCUUCAGAGAGGCAGAAAAGCCAAAUUGGUAGAGAAAGGAUACAAAGUAUACACUUGUUCUUUAAUGUGCCCACAUUUUACUUUAAAAUAUUAAAUGGAAAGGUUCUGCAAAAUGGAAAACUUAGUUUAUGAAUUGAUUUGGAGGAGGAGUUUUUCUUUUUCUAGACACUUAAUUCUGUUCCAAUGUUAAUUUUUCAGAUUGCUUUUGUGUAUCAGGUAACACCCCCAUUCACCAGUUAAGAUUCUUGAUUUUUGGGUGUCUGUUAGAUGCUACUAAGAAAAUAGAGAUGAGCUUCCUUUUUAAAGCUUUUGAUGUGGUGUCAUAGAAUAGCAUGUUGUAGAUACAAUCAGCUACUUUGUUACCUUAAAACUAAGCAAUUGUAAAUAUUAAACUUUAAGAAGAUGGAAGGUGAUGUCCCUUAAUGUUCAGCAGUUCAGAUUGGACACAACUGAUGUAGUUCUUCCUUUUCCUCUUUAAAAACUAUAGGAGACUUGUAGCUCAGUAUUAUCUCUUCUGUUUCUAAUUUGCUGCUGAUAAUGUAUAUGAAUUUAACAUGCUGUGUAAGCUGUGUCCUAGUUACUGAACAGUUUAUGCAGUGCUGCUUUGCCAAAUAAAGUUAAAAGUAAAAGAGG
Phyllostomus discolor (pale spear-nosed bat) is the source of this 2115-nucleotide messenger RNA. It is a transcript of the gene PCMT1, whose product is annotated as protein-L-isoaspartate (D-aspartate) O-methyltransferase. The transcript is spliced from 9 exons. NCBI's taxonomy places the organism in Eukaryota, Metazoa, Chordata, Mammalia, Chiroptera, Phyllostomidae. Gene Ontology annotation, biological process: protein modification process. Gene Ontology annotation, molecular function: protein-L-isoaspartate (D-aspartate) O-methyltransferase activity. Bases 324 to 1328 code for a protein of 334 amino acids. Gene Ontology annotation, cellular component: cytoplasm. The record is from RefSeq and is a predicted model, not a curated record.